GUGCUGAGAAGUUCAGUAAAUAUUGUUGUUGAGCUGCAUCAACGCAGCAUUGGACGCUGAUUGCGCCAAAGCAAGGUUACCCGAGGAGCGAGGAAGCCUGUCCAUACAGAAGGAGCGUUUUUGAAGGCUCAAAAACAUUUGUUGAACGUUUCUCUAAGAUUAUUUUUCAGUUCCUUACUUACAAAGUGCUGAAAAUAAAGCGGCACCUUGCACCACCUUGCAAACAACCAGUUCAGAAAGAGAUGCAAGCUGCAACUAUCGGGGCGCCUUCAAGUGCAGGCGAACCGGCUCCCCAUCGUCCAUCAUCACCCUCAGAUGUGCCCCAUGUCUUGCAUUUUGUCUUCUCAUUGGUCAGCGCAAGAGACCGCUGCGCUGCUGCAUGCGUCUGCAAAGAAUGGAGGUCGAUUGUGUACCACCCGUCUCUGUGGAAGAGCCUUGAUCUGCAAGGGAAGCGGAAUGGGGGCACCGUUUCAAACGCAGUGACCAGUCAGCGCCGCUUUCGCGACCUGGAGGAUCUGAACCUGGAGUUUGCUCAAGGGGUGGAGGACGAGCAUCUUCUGAGUCUCUCUGGUCAUUCUUUCCGGAGGCUGAAUCUGAACGCUUGCCAGAAGGUAACAGAUCAAGGAAUAAGCGGGCUGGUCUCCGCAUCUCCGCAGCUGGAGGCACUCUCUGUAUACUGGAAUCUGAAAGUCACGGAUGCGUCGAUGCUUGAGGUGGCUCGCAGCUGUCCAGACCUCACCUUUUUGAACAUCAGCGGAUGCAAGAAGAUAACCGAUGUUGGCGUGAAGGCAGUUGCGCGGGCCUGUCCUCGAUUGCAGACCUUCAAUCUCACAAGAGUGGUCGCCAUGACGGACGACGGCCUCUUAGAGGUGCUGCGCCAUUCCGGGCAGCUACAAGAGCUCUACCUUUACGCCCUUUCCAGUCUGACGGAUCGGUCCUAUUUAGAAACGCACCGGUUGCCUCACCUGCGGCUGCUUGACCUCUGCGGCGCCGCGAACCUUUCGGACGAGGGCGCUGCGUCCGUGGCUCAGUGUCACGAGCUGACGACACUGAACCUAACCUGGUGCGUGCGGUUGAUGGACCGCGGACUGUCCGCCAUCGCACACGGCUGUCCAAAGCUCGAGUCGCUCAGUUUGUACGGCAUCCUCGGGAUCACGGACAAAGCCGUCGAAGAGCUCGCUCAUCACUGCAGCGGAACGCUCCACACGCUGGACGUGAAUGGUUGCGUCAACGUCAAGCGGAGAUCUAAGGAGGACUUACUGCAACUCUUCCCUCUCCUUACGUGCUUCCUGGUCCAUAGCUGACGCCCUUCUUAAAGAGGUGCAGAAGCACUAGGUUUCGGGCAGAGCAAACUAGUAGCCGGGCCGGGUAUCAGUAGCCUAAGCUCCUACUGAAGAAUAACCAACUACGACCAUCGAGAAGUCAAAUCAGUCGCCGAGAAGUGCGCGAAACAACUGACCCCCCAGACGGACAUUCAACUUAGACUUGUAUGCGUUGUGCAUGAUCUUUGCGACUCCAC
This is a messenger RNA of Klebsormidium nitens, 1519 nucleotides long. The record is from the annotation of a GenBank genome assembly. NCBI's taxonomy places the organism in Eukaryota, Viridiplantae, Streptophyta, Klebsormidiophyceae, Klebsormidiales, Klebsormidiaceae.